Messenger RNA from Stylophora pistillata, 966 nucleotides. RefSeq lists its product as uncharacterized. The record is from RefSeq and is a predicted model, not a curated record. Lineage: Eukaryota; Metazoa; Cnidaria; Anthozoa; Scleractinia; Pocilloporidae.
AUGGUCUACUGGGGAGAGGCCAGAGAGGGGAGUGGUCAUAUAGGUGUGGACCUUUCUACGGUAAAGCCACGUUUUAUGAAAGUAUCACGUCAGACCUCUAGUAUUACACCGAUUAAAGUGUACGUGCCUAAACAGACCGAGUUUAUCGAUUUGAUGAAAAGUUUUGUGGAAUUAGAUUUGGUGUUUAAAACCACAGACGAUGGCAAUCUCACGUCCAGAGCGGAUAACAACGGUCACAUCUUAUGGCCCGUCACUAACAUAGCACACUCUCUGUUUAAUCAAGUGAAUGUGAAACUCAAUGGAACUCUCAUCACUGAGCAAGUGGACAUGUAUCACCUGAAAGCCUACAUUCAAACCCUCUUGAAUUUCGAUCGCGCAGAUGGCGAAGCCAUCUUAGGACCAGCGGGGUGGAGAAACAAUAUCGACACACCCGAGACGUAUACGGCCAACAGUGUGACUACUGGAAACGGAGCCAAUGAUGCGUUAUCCGCCAAUCAUAAAGCGAGUAUCAAAACACAGAAAGCAGAUGCCCGAUCCUAUCAUGUGGGAGGAAAACACAGAGUGCUGAGAAUGUAUCCCUCAAAUCCUUCGGUGUAUGACAACGCCAUGAGCCUCAUCACCAAGACCCCAGCUAAAUAUCUCAUCAUUCGUACAGAAAUGCGACAGUUCCCACUCGAUAAUGGGGCUGCGUCAAAAGAAAUCAUCAAUUCGUUUAACGGGAAAAUACCACAGAGAAUCGUGAUGGGAAUUCUCGCCACGACAGUCUUUAAUGGACAAUAUGAUAAAGAUCCUUUUGUCUUUGGGAAAUUUGGAGUGGAGUGGGUCAAACAGAUUUGGAAUGGGAAAGAAUACCCAUACGAGACGAUGCAAUUGAACACAAGGAACGGGUACAGAGAUAUGAUGGGGUAUCAUAGGUUUUUGGAAGCGACGGGAUGUCUGUAUAGAAAGGGUGGAAACAUGAUUUGA